AUGACAUAUCAUAAUCGUGUAGUAGUGUGCCCAUUAACAAAAUCCUCUCAAUGUGUGCGUAAUAUUUUCAAAAACAAACAGCCUUGUGUAGGUGCACAUGUUGGCCUUAUAAAGGCUUGGGCGGCGCGCUUAUCGUCCUAUAUAAUCACAGGAGCUUUCGCGCACCGCUACUGCCUUCGGUUGCCGAUCAAACCGCCUACCGAACGUUUCGAAAAUACUCGUUCUAAAGUGAAGUUGCAGUUGUUUGUUUGAAGUUCUUAUUUCAAAUUACGCGCUUCUUUUAUAUUCUGUUUGUCCCGUGUGUGAUGACCAUCCAGCGAUGAUGUACAGCCCCGUGCCGUUGUUGCUCCUUGUCCUCACAAGUACCCUCGCAGCUCCUGCCAUGUAUGACGACUACACGGAGGUGGUCCCCCAGAAACGAGCAGCCUUGGUCCUGGACAGGCUGCUGGUGGCUCUGCAGAAGGCGCUGCAUGAAGACAAUGGGCCGCAGCGAGGGUACCAGCGCAUCGACCCCAACGGACCGAGAACAGCACCACUACGCAUUGCUGACGAUGAGAUGAAUGAUUUGAGUGCACUACAGCGGCGUGGUAGCGGCAAUGGUCGGGGCAGAGUCCUGCGAUGUUACUUCAACGCCGUCACCUGCUUCUAA
Molecule: messenger RNA, 649 nt
Organism: Spodoptera littoralis (African cotton leafworm)
Lineage: Eukaryota; Metazoa; Arthropoda; Insecta; Lepidoptera; Noctuidae
Source: the annotation of a GenBank genome assembly